AUGACUCAUCAGGUGUCCACAACCAGGAAUACCUUCCUAAGGGGAAGGGGGUUCAGCUCUGCCUCUGCUCUCGGUGGACUUAGUGGACAAAGGACCUAUGUUGCCUCCAUGCACCAUCCCAUGGGCAGCGGAGGUAGGGUCCACGGUUUCAGCAGUCAAAGCCUUUCCAACUUGGGUGGAAGAGGAAGAAUUGCGCAUGGCGGUUACGAACUUGGAUAUUAUGGUGGCCACAACUAUGGUUGUGCAAGUUAUGGUAGCCCUGCCUUUGUUGGCCCAGUGGGUCAUUAUGGCCCAGUUGGAAGCUUUGGGAUGUUUGGUGGAUACUCAAAUGGCAGGGGGGAUGGCAUCCAUGGUGUUAGAAUCAACGAGAAGCUUCUGAAGCCAUUGCACGUGGGAGUUGACCCUCAAGAACAUAUUCUACGAGAUCAUGAAAGGGAAGAGAUGAAGUGCCUCAACAACGAGUUUGCCUCCUUCAUUGACAAGGUCCGAAACCUAGAGCUACAGAACAAAGUCCUUGAGACCAAAUGGAACCUUUUGCAAGAACAGGUCAUUCCAGCCAAGAAAAGCCUUGAACCGUGUUACGAAAACUUCAUCAGCAACAUGAGAAAGCAACUGGAGUGUGUAUUGAAUACGCAAGAGCAUCUAAGAAAUGAAAAUGCUGCCAUUGACCAGCUGGUGGACGACAUCAAGUGCAAAUACGAACAGGAAUUCAAAAGACGCACAGAUGCAGAAAAUGAAUUUGUGCUGCUCAAGAAGGAGGUAGACUCCAUUUCUCUGAGCAAGUCAGAACUGGAGGGGAAAGUACAUUUGCUCAGCGGAGAAUUGGAAUUUCGCAGUCGUAUCUACGCAGAGGAAUUAGCACAGCUCAGUAACAAUGUUUAUGACACCAACAUCCUCUUGCAAAUGGACAACAGCCGAGACUUGGACAUUGACUGCAUCAUCAAAAACGUGGAAGCAUGGUAUCAAAAUGUUGCCCAUGGGAGCAAAGAAGAAGUUAAUGCUUUUUAUGAAAACCGAUUCCAGGAGCUUCAGCAACAAAGAGGCAAAUAUUCUCAAACUCUGAAGAUCAACCAGCAAGAGAUUGCAGAUCUGACUCGUCUGGUUCAUAAAUUGCAGUCUGAACAUGAUAUUAUUAAAAAACAGGUUAAUGCUUUCCAAACGUCCAUUUGUGAGGUUGAGCAGCAUGGAGACUGUACUCUGAAAGAUGCCCGGGACAAACACAUCGAUCUGCAAACUGCUGUACAGAAGGCCAAGGAUGACUUAGCGAGGCUGCUAAGAGAUUACCAAGAGCUUCUGAACACCAAGCUCGCUCUUGACAUUGAAAUUGCUACCUAUAAGACAUUGCUGGAGGGAGAGGAGACCAGGAUACACUUAGGAAAUCCUGUCUGUAUAGAUGUGAUCAAACCUGGAACAGAGAAUGCAGCUGGAUACCCAUUUUCAAGUGGAUAUGGUUCUCUGGGUGGAGGAUAUGAUAUGGGAUUUGGUAAAGGGUAUGGAAUGGGAAAUCAGGGGAGAAGCAAUAGGAACUACAGCUCCAGAAGUACUGGAUUUGAUCAUACUGGAAGGAGCAAUAUAGCUACAGGGAAUGUGUCAGCAGAUGCAGAGUUCCACCAAGGAAGAGGGCAUAGCUAUAGGAAUGAGUCUUGCUCUGGUAAUCCCUCUGCAGGCAUGCGCCGAGCCUCAACAGAAGAGGCUGGCAGAGGUGCUGGCUAUGGCCCAGGUGCAGGAUUCAGCACACGAACUGCCUAUGGAUCAGUCUGCGGUGGAGGGAGGGGAUAUGGGUCUACAACGGUGGCAGGGAAUUGCCCAGAUGGAAACCACCCCCACAGAGGUUACGAAUCCUCAGGGAUUGCUCCAUUUGGGGAUGCAAGGUGGUGCUCUAGGGCAGGAGUGCCGAUGGGGGGUGCAGCUGAAGGGAACCGAGCCUCUGUAGGAGGAGGGGCGGCAAGUGGAGUGUGUUACUCUGGAUCACUAGGAACCCCUGCUGGGGUGUGUUAUGCUGGACCAGCAGGAACAUCUGGAGGGGUGUGUUAUGCUGGACCAGCAGGAACAUCUGGAGGGGUGUAUUAUGCAGGAACAGCAGGAACAUCUGGAGGGGUGCACUAUGCUGGGCCAGUGGGAAGUUCUGGAGGACUGUGCUACCCUACAGCUGUAAGACUUUUUUAA
This is a messenger RNA of Thamnophis elegans (Western terrestrial garter snake), 2166 nucleotides long. RefSeq names its product keratin, type II cytoskeletal-like. The coding region runs from base 1 to 2166 and encodes 721 amino acids. Gene Ontology annotation, cellular component: keratin filament. Gene Ontology annotation, molecular function: structural constituent of skin epidermis. The transcript has 9 exons. NCBI's taxonomy places the organism in Eukaryota, Metazoa, Chordata, Lepidosauria, Squamata, Natricidae. Gene Ontology annotation, biological process: keratinization; intermediate filament organization. The record is from RefSeq and is a predicted model, not a curated record.